AUGCCUCGCGGUGCUUCUGAGAUAGCCGCGGUGUGCGUUGGUCUGAUCGGGCUGAUCGGCGCCGCCACCACGACGGGCCUGCCCAUGUGGAAGGUGACGGCCUUCAUCGGGGAGAACAUCAUCGUGAUGGAGACCCGCUGGGAGGGUUUGUGGAUGAACUGCUACCGACAGGCCAACAUCCGGAUGCAGUGCAAGGUGUACGACUCGCUGCUGUUCCUGCCCCCGGACCUGCAGGCGGCCCGGGGCCUGAUGUGCUGCUCCGUGGCCCUUUCGGGGUUGGGGCUCCUGGGGGCACUCGCCGGGAUGAGAUGCACCUCCUGUUUUCAGGAGAAUAAAUGGGCCAAAACCGUCAUUCUCCUGGUCGCGGGCGCGAUGCAGUUCAUGGCCUGCAUCUGCGUUUUCAUUCCAGUAUCGUGGACGGGACACGUCAUCAUCAGGGAUUUUUACAACCCUUUGCUGAUCGAUGCCCAGAGGAGGGAGCUGGGCGAGGCCCUCUACAUCGGUUGGGUGACCGGCGCCUUCCUUUUUGCCUCGGCUUUGCUGUUUGUCUGCCGCCGUUUGCCCUCAGACAAAGGCUCGUUCGAUGUUUACCACCCCGCGGACUUACUCAACUACAAGACAACGCCCAGCAAGCCCGCUCUGAUGAGGUAUCAUCCCAUCUCAAGCGUUCCCAGCCUGUCGUCUACUGGUCACCAGACCUCUCAGCACAGCAACGGAUCCUUUGGACAGCAGCCGGCCAUAGCACUGCAACACGUCCCCCACCUUAUGACAAACAACAGAACCCUGAUCAACCCGGCUAUGCUUUAUAAUCAAGGUCCUCCUGAUAAUACGUCUUUGUUCUAUCAAGGCAGCACGGUUAAUCGAUCCUCUCUGAGGAGUUCGGUGCCCACUGGUAGCCUGUACAGUCCUGGGAACACCUUAUAUAUAACCCAGAACACCACUCCACACUCAGCAACUUAUACUGGAAACGCCACUCCAUCCUACCAAUCCAGCUUUCACCCCGUUCCACAAACUCCUGUUUUCAUCACAUACCAAAAAUCGAGGAUUCAUCCAGCGUCUCACAGGGGAAGCGGCUCAGGAAUGUACAUAUAA
This is a messenger RNA of Menidia menidia (Atlantic silverside), 1092 nucleotides long. NCBI's taxonomy places the organism in Eukaryota, Metazoa, Chordata, Actinopteri, Atheriniformes, Atherinopsidae. The record is from the annotation of a GenBank genome assembly.